AUGCAAAGAAACAUCCGUCUCUUCUCUGCCGCCUAUGAGAACUUCGGCCUGAUCAUCAGCGCAGAGGAGAUGGCGGCCAUGCACCAACCGCCACCCAACACCGCCCACAAUGCGUCGCAAAUCAGCGUGAACGGAACCCAUCUGCAAGUGGAGGACAACUUCCUGUAUCUGGACAGCACCCUCUCCUGCAGCACCAAAAUCGACGAUGAAGUGGCUCGUCGGAUUUCCAAAGCCAGUCAAGCCUUCGGUCGUCUUCAAAACACAGUUCAGAAACGUCACGGUCUUUAG
Spirometra erinaceieuropaei is the source of this 288-nucleotide messenger RNA. Lineage: Eukaryota; Metazoa; Platyhelminthes; Cestoda; Diphyllobothriidea; Diphyllobothriidae. The record is from the annotation of a GenBank genome assembly.